GUGGUAGUGGUGGUAGACAGAACGCGAGGGAGUCGCUGUCGGUGAUCGUGCCACCUCAGGACGUGGACGUGGACUCGCGCGACGCCGACUCGGAGCUUCUCAGUCCGGGCAAGCUAACGCCGACGUCGGGGAUAAGCGUCUCGGUCGCGAGUAUGAUCGACGCGACGGACUUCAGGGCGAUGCAGCCGGAGCCGACCUAUCAGACACUGACCUCGGUCGCGGAAAGGAUGUCGCCGCCCGGCUUCAGUCCGAACUCCUCUUACGCGACCCUGACGCCGUUACAGCCGUUACCGCCGAUCUCCACGAUGAGCGACAAGUUUGUAUACAGUGCACACGCGGCUGGCGGCGUCACCGGUAGUUUCGCGGUCAUGCAAAACAACGGCCUCGGUAGCAUCGGCCUCGGGAUGGGCAGCUCGCCGUACGCUUACGACAAACUGCCCUCGAUGAGCAUGUCGCCGCCGCACAAUUAUCCUUCGCCUGGCGCCGGUCUUCAACCGAGUCCUCUAUCGCCCCAGAGCGCCUACAGUCAGAGCGGAUUGAACUCGCCGCACAAGUCCGCCAGUCCUCACUACGACCCGGCCUUUUUGCCGAGGUUGCAGCAGAGUCCGGCAGCCCUUAGUCCUUCCUCGCCGCCGGCCGUCUCGGCGACCGCAAGUUUCGCGCCUUCUCAUCAUUCCCCGCCCACACAUUCGGUGCCCGCUGCUUCGCCGCCUCCUAUGCAAACGCAAAUGCAACAGCAGCAACAGCAACAGCAGCAGCAACAACAGCAGCAACAGCAGCAGCAGCAGCAGUCGAUGCAACAGCAGACGAUAUCGCACACGCAGCACGUGCAGCACACCUCGGUCGUCAUGAAGACCGUCUCCUCGGCGGGCAACGGAGCCGGCGAGGUCGAGGAGAUCAACACUAAGGAACUGGCGCAAAGGAUCAGCGCCGAGUUGAAGAGGUACAGCAUACCGCAAGCGAUAUUCGCGCAAAGGGUCCUCUGUCGUAGUCAGGGUACCCUCAGCGAUUUACUGCGCAACCCGAAGCCCUGGUCGAAGCUCAAGAGCGGCCGAGAGACUUUCCGACGGAUGUGGAAGUGGCUACAGGAACCCGAGUUUCAGAGAAUGUCCGCCUUGCGGCUAGCAGCCCUGAGCAACUGCUCUGAGAGCGGAGGCGAGCCGGAAGCCAUGCUGGAUAUCCACCACCCAGGAACCGGUCUCGAGUCUCAUCACCAACAGUUUCACAACUCAUAUGCUGCACAGAUUCCACAACGCGGAACAUGCAAGAGGAAAGACGAGAUGGCGAACCAGGCAGAACACCAACAGCCCGCCCCCAAGAAACCGCGGCUGGUUUUCACAGACCUUCAGCGCCGUACUCUACAGGCUAUUUUUAAAGAGACCAAGAGGCCGUCGAAGGAGAUGCAGGUGACAAUCGCCAGGCAGUUGGGCCUGGAGCCGACGACGGUCGGCAACUUCUUCAUGAACGCUCGACGUCGUUCCAUGGACAAAUGGAAGGACGAGGACCCGAAGACCGUGGCGGUCGAAGAGGGACAGCUAUCGCCUACAAUAGGUAUCGGGCAACGGCAGCCAAGCGACGUUUUGUGACACACGUCCGACCACGAGGAGUACCACGACGAGUCACCCGAAGAAGAUUUACCCUUCUCGUAAAGGAUAAUCCGAUUAUUGUACGGACGCGAUUUCGUACCUUCGUCGAUCGACGACGCACGCACACUGAACUGAGAACGUUGCUUUCCAUCUAAGAUGUAAAUAAAUACCGAUCUCGCUCGCCUGAGGCUCGUUUCGAGGACGUGGUGGGGGGAGAUUUUCGGUCCGAUUUGAAUCGGAAUUUUAUUUACGAUAUUGUUCGCUGUUUUCAACAACUAGUUCAACUAUUACAGAUAAAUUAAUGUAUUAUUUAUCAAUUGUUCGAUAUUAUUAACGAUCAAAGGACCAAAGGAUUUUUAUUUAUUUUCACUAAACCGUAUGAUUUUGUUGUUUUAUGUUUAUCAUUAUAUGUGAAAUGUUUGAAACGUUAAAAAUAAAAAUAAUUAGAAGCCUACAAGAAAUGAAAUUUUUAAACUGUGCGAAUCAAAAUUCACAUUGAAAAUUCGGAGAGAUUUCUAAGAUCUGCGACUAGGUAAAAAUUUUGUAACUUUUUAAAAGAUCCGCGGAAUGCGAGGCAAUGCAAGAACCAUACGAUGGUACAAUUAUCUUAUAUCCAGAGUUUAGAGCGUUGUUUGAUAAGCACGGUCACUGUGAUAAUUUUUUAACGAAAGCAAAGGCUUAUUCGUGAAUAUUGCAACGGUGCCUCGCUACGUCCUGCGAAACAACGUACCAGUUUCUUUCGACGUUGGAAAAGAAACUUUCGAUUCCAUCUGGUCGUCGAGGUUAUCAAAUGGAAAAAAAACUUAAUUUGACAAACAAAAGCAAUAAACGAAAACUACGUUCCAGGACAGGGAGGUUGAACAUCUCGAAAUCGUGUCCGAACAAAUCGCACAGACCAUCGAUGUUUGAUUUAAAAAUAUUCUAUCUCAACCCUUGUAAACGUAACUCGAAUAAUGUUUCGAGUGAACAAUCAAUCCAAAAGUUCUCCGGUAACUUGGUGCCAUAAUUUGCCAUAUUAGAAUAAGAUUUUCAAUCGUCUUCUAGUCCACGCGUGUCACGGUGGCUCUUCAAGAACCACCCCUCUUUCUUAUCUAGUCAAAAUUGCGAGUGACACGCAUCGGGUUCUUUGGAAGAACUUUCUGAUAAAUAAAAUUGAAACGUUGCACAAAAUAAACAAAAUUAAAUAUAAAAAGUACAAGGAUUUUAUAAAAUUAAAUAUACCAAAGAAUAUUUCAAAGAGUCGUUCGAAUACCAUGUAGAUAAUUCUAAGUGCCAUAUUUUAAAAAACCAGCCCUUAACGAUCUGAUCAGGCUUUUAAUAAUUGCAACGACGUCCAUUUUAAACACCUUCCAAAGAACUUCAAUAAAAAAAAAAAAGAAAAGAAGAAAUUUAUAGGCAGAGGGUAAAAGAGAGAACUAAAAGCAAGGGUGUUGAGGGUCAAACAAAUUCUCGUGAAACAUCGAUGGUCCAAAACUAAGGGUGUAUUUAACUCGUCGUAUCCUCGUUGGUCGUUAACCCAGAAAAAAAAAGAAACCGUUUAGAAAACUGAACAAGGACGCGAAAAAAAGAACAACUUCGUUUCUUAAACACACACGUUACACAGAUAAAUCUACACACACACACAUAACACUACACCACACAAAGAGGAAACAAAGAGGCAUCGUGUCGAGGGUGCACGUGCCAAGUGAUAUAUUAUAUUCUACGUAUGUAAACGAACAUUGUAUAUCAGAGUGGACGUUGGUUUGCGCGAAUCAAAGCUGAAGAGGACUAAGAAAAAUGGUGUGCGCAGAACGGAUGUUCGUUCGCGAGAAUCAGUGGUUUCCGGUGUUCGAGCGAACGAAGAGGAUCGAAUAUGGUAUGCGUGAGGGCGAGUGAAAAAACGGAAUUGAGUAUUAUUCGAAUAAAUUUGUAUAUUGAUAAGGGGGUUCAGGAAAUUACGAGCCUUGAGGGGUCGAUAAUUGGACUUUUCAAAUUUCAAGAGAGGUAAAAGUCGAAAGACAACGAAAAUAUUAAUCUUUUUUUUCUCACAGUGAAUUAAAUGUAAUUCUAAAAAUUCUAAUAAACGUCCCGAAUUCAGUUUUCAAUAUCUAUCUAUUUGCAAACUUUCAAGAUCUAGACUUGGCUCGUAAUUUAAAGUACACCCUUGAUAUUUAGAUAAUUAUUCUAAAAUUAUUCGCUGCAUCGAAUAAGCUUUUAUCCGAAUAAAAGAUUACUCAUUAUCAGCGAAUAAGUUACUCUUAUUCGAAUAAUGACCAACUCUGUGAAACAAAAGGUACGUGAGAAAGGGAAUAAAUGAGAGGAUUUUAGCGAACCGCACUCGAUAUAUCGUACCGCAAUUGUGCUGUGCUAUUGUACAUAUUAAAAAUGAAGAAAAGACGAAGAAGAAAGAGAGAGACUUUUAAGAAUGAAGAGGAGAAGAACGAGCAUGGUUAUUCGAAGAGCAGGCUUCUUUUCGCGUUUCCCGCUUGCACGCGAGCCAAUUUCCUUGGUGGAAAAAACGCCAGUUUUUGCGUUCGAUAGGGAUAUUAUUUUUCCACCGUGAUUUUGUUGGAAUCGAGCAAGAGUAAUGUUCCACCCCUUGCAAUUUCUACCCUUAUCGGUUAUUGAGAUUUAUGGAUGUUUAGAAAGAUUUUAAGGGUUGUUCGUUGAGUUUGUGAUAGACGUUCCUAUAAUAUUGCUUAUCCUUUUAAUAAGUUCGAAUAAUAUUUAACAGAAAAUCUCCAUAAAUAGACGGAGUUGUUCAGUUGUUUCAUACUAAUUUAUUUGACUUUGAAAUUGGGGGUGGAAUAAGUGGUUCCUGUUCGAGUUCAGCGUACAAACGAUUCCGUACUAGUCGAUGCUACAUUCCUUCGUUGAAAACGUCCAUAUAUAGCGAGCAGAAAUGAAAGGAAAAUGAAAAACACUUUUAGAUCUAUUCUAUUUAGACACAAUUAUCCCGCGUUCUUUCGGUUCCUCGCGCUCGACGUUCUGUUGUUUCCGUUAUACUUCGACUUGGUCAGCAUGCAACGAAACGAGAAAGAACAAAACCGACACAUAGAACGGAUAAAGAACGUUUAAUUAAAAAUAGAAAAUGGGGGGGGGGGGUUAAGGUGUGGAGGAGGGUUGAAAGGCGGAAGCCAACACUCAUCGUACCAAAAAAUAUGGAAAGAGAAAGAGGAAAAAAUGAAUAAGAAGAAAACGGAAGCGAGCGUCGCGGACGUCGAUUUAUAAGAUCAUAUAUAGUACAAAGUAAACAUAUAUUAUUGUAAUAACGGUUUAAAUUAAAUAUAAGAAAAGCGUCGCUGUUCCACGAUUCGGGUUCGUUACGCGAUAUGGUGAUACGUGGACGAACGUUGGCGUGUGCGAGUUUCAAUGGAGGUUGAAGUUCUCGAACAAAAGGGGGGUUGAUGGUUUCGAGCGUCGAGUUUUUCAUGGAAGUUUCCUCGUCCGUUGUUGGACACCAGAUUACUAUGUUACGACCUUUUCGAACGAGCUUUUCGACGGGAUUAAGUCUAACGUUUGUCUAUUGGAAAUGCCGAAGGAACUUUGCUUGAACACUGCGAAGAUUUUUGAAAAUUCAGGCUGAGAAGAUCUGUGGAGUGUUCGGGAGGAAUACAUAUCGGUAUGAAGUUUCAAAGAUUUGAAUUUGCGAAAGAAGAUCAAACCAAAAAUUAUAAAACUUUACAACACAAAUGAUUAGAGGAUUUAAUCUAACGUUACUUGGAGUAAAAGUAAAGAUUCAGAACUGAAACGAGUAAAACCAGCUUCCAAAUACACAGAAAACAAUAUACAAUUUCAAUUGAAAGUCAUUCUAUUCAGUUUUCAAGAUGGACCAUCGUCGUUCAAGGAGAAAAGGAAAAAUCUUCGCAGUGUUUUUUAAAUAUUUCGUAGAAACGGAAUGGAGAAAGAAUUGUCAUUGUCAGAAACUGAAGAUUCGACUCGAGGAGGGGAAAUAGUGGUGAAAAUCACGAUAAAAAGGGUAUGAAGGGACGCGAUGAGGGAACUCUGUACGAUAAACUUGUAAAUAUAUGUUUAAUUCUGCGCGCACGAUUGUUAUUAUUAUUAUUAUUAUUAUUAUUAUUAUUACGAAUAACAUUGUCAUCACCAUUACCAUUGUCACCUCCGUCGCUAUUAUUAUUAUUAUUACAAUUAUUUAUAUUAUUAUUGCGAUUUUUAUCAUUGUAACGAGAGAUAUAAUUGAUUAUUAUAGAAAUAUAUACUGUAAAAGCGUUCUUUGUUGACACGAGAGGGUGAGAAAUGGGUGCGAUUAAUUAGAGCAAUUUCUUCGAAAGACUAUCUACGAAAUAGACCAUCGAUAUCUGACGUAUCGUUGAUGAAACGUUAAAGGAAAGAAGAAAAAUUCAAAUUCCAAACGGGUGGGUUUCUUGGGGGGGAUGGAAAAGAUGGGGAACCGAAGGACACACACACACACGCUAUGUUACACGCGCGAGCAAACAGAACCCGCUAAAACGUAAAGCAAGGACAUAGUAUAUAAUUAUAUAUAUACUAUAUAAAUAUAUAAAUAUAUAAAUAUGAAUAUAAAUAUAAAUAUAAAUGAAUGAUAUAUUAUAUAUAUUAUAAAUAUAUAAAUAUAUAAAUAUAAUUGCCAUUUUCUGGCAUCAGGCGAAGGGUAGUUAGUCAGGGGAUCCGGGCUAGGGGGUGGGGGGGUUGGUAAUCUAUUUAAUAUAUGCGAAAAACCCCAGCGGUUUAAGGGGUUCGAUCGUCGAUCGAUCCCGGAGUCGAUCGAUCGACGAUUGUUGUUUCAACUAGCGUCGCCAGAAUGCGCGCAAAAAUUCAAAACAAAUAAAACAGAGGGUUAAUGAAGAAAAAAAAAAGAGCAGAAGUAUUCGAUGAUCUAUUUAUGUAACACGUGCGAUACCUCGUCUCGAAUCGAAGGGUGACAGGUGGAAAACGACAAGAUAGAUUCAGAGAUGAAGAUAAACACGAGAAGAACAAACUAGAGGGUGAAUUUUCAUUUUCUCGACAAAGUGAUUUCGCGCGUGACGAACGAAACCUUAAGCUGGUUAAGGGAUGAACGAAGGGGGUAUGUUCGAGACGUAGGCGAAUGAACAUAUUAUAAAUAUAAAAUCUAUAAAUAUAUAAAUAAAUAUAUUAAAUACAGAAAAUAAUAACGAUAAGAGAUGAGUAAAAAAAAAA
Messenger RNA from Osmia lignaria (orchard mason bee), 6722 nucleotides. RefSeq lists its product as uncharacterized. Lineage: Eukaryota; Metazoa; Arthropoda; Insecta; Hymenoptera; Megachilidae. Gene Ontology annotation, cellular component: nucleus. The record is from RefSeq and is a predicted model, not a curated record. Gene Ontology annotation, molecular function: RNA polymerase II cis-regulatory region sequence-specific DNA binding; DNA-binding transcription factor activity, RNA polymerase II-specific. Gene Ontology annotation, biological process: regulation of transcription by RNA polymerase II.